This is a messenger RNA of Rhodotorula toruloides NP11, 1212 nucleotides long. RefSeq lists its product as uncharacterized. The transcript is spliced from 4 exons. The record is from RefSeq and is a predicted model, not a curated record. The coding region runs from base 1 to 1212 and encodes 403 amino acids. Lineage: Eukaryota; Fungi; Basidiomycota; Microbotryomycetes; Sporidiobolales; Sporidiobolaceae.
AUGCUUCGCUCUGCGCCACCUCUCCCACGCGAACUGCUGCGCAGCAUCUUCCUGCAGGAGCUCUACGACGAGAGGGGUCCUGACUGGGCCGAGUUCAACGGGAAGAGGUUCUCCCUCGUUUGCCGCGACGGGGCGGCUCCCGGGCAGGAGUUGACGUUCUACCGGCCUGUGCUGGACUAUGGGCUGUCAUUCCGCUGGAAUCGCCCCGAAAAUCCGCUACAGCAGUUCGCGAAGCACCUUGCACGCUUCCCACACAUCGCCCACCUCGUCCGCGACCUUCGCCUCGAGUGCAUCAACGACAAGGCUGAGACGAAGGAGGCUCUGCGGACCAUCCUCCAGCGUUGCGAUCGCAUCACGGAGAUUUGCCUCCCUCUUGCAGAGCUCACGGUCCUGCAAAUCGGCAAUUCUGAGCGAUGGGACUUCUCCGUGCUUCUGAGAGCGCUGCCGCUUUGUGUCAAACUCCGCAGCCUCGCCCUUAGCGUCGCCCUUCCUGGCGAUCCUCCUUCCUCUUUUGCCGCAUCAGCGGUUGUACCCCUCUCACUCCGGACGCUGCUCCUCCAACGUACUCAUCGGCGAGAAUUCGCCUCUGUGCGCGCCGAGGCCUACUUCUACGGACAAAUUCCGCGCUACGCUUGCCCCAAGGCAUUGACGACACUCUCCAUCUCGCUACACGCCCAGAAUUUCGAGACGCUCUUGCGCUGGGUCAAGCAGUGCAGUAGCUUGCAGGACCUCGAGUUCUGCAUCGUUGAUGCCGAUCCCACGGACUUUGUCGAGAAGCAGACAAAGUCGGACAUGUGGGAAGCGGAGAACGACCGGUGCAGGACAGGACUCGGAGAGCUUGCCGCGCAUCUCUCACACUUCCUCGACACACUCCCUCCGACGCUCGUCGAACUCGAAGCCGCGUUCUGGGCGCCUGCCGGCGAUUGCAACGAUCUUGUCAAGACGUUCUUGCGGUCGCGGAGUCACGACUCGCCUCUCAGGAGGGUCAUCUUCGACGCCGAGGUCAAGAAGUUUGGUCGAGUGCGCCUCAAGGCAACCAAAUCGCACGAGUGGAUCGAACAAGGCGUUGAGAGCAAGACGGACUGGAACUUGACGUACAAGCACUGGGCUGGCUGCAGUUGCGGCGACUGGGACUACGGCUCGUGGACGCUCGAUGGUCCCGACGCAGCCGAGUACGAGGUAUCUGAUCCUUCGGUGGAGCUUGAAUGGUGA